Molecule: messenger RNA, 1766 nt
Organism: Leguminivora glycinivorella
Lineage: Eukaryota; Metazoa; Arthropoda; Insecta; Lepidoptera; Tortricidae
Product: NFX1-type zinc finger-containing protein 1-like
Exons: 6
Coding region: 52-1578 (508 amino acids)
Source: RefSeq, a predicted model, not a curated record
GCAAAUUCUCGUCUCCUUGCGGACAUAACGUGCAACGUGUCUCGGCAAGUUAUGCAACAAGGAUCAGUGACAGACGGGACGCUACUAUCCGCGUGCACGGCGCUAUGCGGCGCGCUGCUCCGCUGCGGGCACUCGUGCGGCGGCUCGUGCUCGGGCUGCCGCCAGGGCCGUCUGCACCAGCCCUGCGCCGCGCGCUGCCACCAGCUCAACAUCUGCGGGCACAGGUGUGAGGAGCCGUGCAACCAGGUGUGCCCGCCCUGCCGCCGUAAGUGCGAGGUCAAGUGCCAGCACUCGCCUUGCUCCAACUUGUGCGGUGCGCCUUGCACUAUGUGCACGGAGACACCGUGCGUCCGUGCGUGCAUGCACGGCGUAUGCACGCGUGCUUGCGGCGCGCCGUGCUCGCGGCCGCCGCGCUCGCAGGCGUGCGCGCUGCGGCUGGCGUGCGGGCACGGCUGCCGCGGGCUGUGCGGGGAGCCCUGCCCGCCCGCCUGCCGCCUCUGCCGCCCCGGGUCCUUCCCCACCGACCUGCUUGGAGACCCAUACGAUGACGACGCCAAGUUAAUUCAGCUACAGGAUUGUCCACACAUUUUUGACGUCGAUACCUUAGACACUUUAAUGAACAGCAAAGACGAAACUGUUCAGCUUAAGGCAUGCCCCUGGUGCCGUCAACCUAUUGUCAAUACAUAUCGGUACAAGGACCUGAUCAAUAAACUAUUGAAGAACGACAUCAAUCCGAUAAAAGCUAAGGUGUAUGGAACGGACGCUGAAAGAAGGGCGAAGAAAAAGGAAAUGCUGCAGAAAGUUACCGAUCUAGUGGUAGCACAUAGUAGAACUUGCAUUGCCAGUAUUGAUUGGAAGCACGCGUUAUAUGCCAUUUUUAAGAUAAUAAAGCAGGCGCAAAAUGACAGAAAGAUAUCACUUCUGCAAUUAGAAAUGAACGAUAUAUACCUGAACUUCCUGGAUACUAUCGGAAAAUACUAUAUGAAGUACAAAGAUGCACAUUUAUCACGACUGGAAACGUCGAUGACAUCUCAGGUGAACCUGCUUUGCAACGUACUCAUUACUAAUUCGCGCAAACUGAGCCAGCAACAACAAUUGGACAUAGAUAAUGAGCUUAAACGUAUGAAUUCGAUGAUCCAAUUAGCUAAGAUAUUGAGCCACGAGAUUUACAAAUCUUCGAAGACUAACGAGACCGUGGUGCGAGCGACUGCCGCUGCAAGAGAGGCCGUUUUGAGUUGGCGCGUGUUUGACGAAAGUAGGGGGGUGGAAUGCUUGAAGAUGCUUGAGAACGCGGUGAAGUUGUCGGGUAUUGCUAGCAGGGAGGAGCGCGCGAUGAUAGUGCGAGCGAUUGGGCUGCGGGCGGGGCACUGGUACAAGUGUCCCAACGGGCAUUUCUACUGCAUCGGCGAGUGCGGCGGCGCCAUGGAGUUGUCCAAGUGCCCGGACUGCGGCGCGGCCAUCGGCGGGCAGCGCCACGCGCUCACAGCAGGCAACCAGCACGCCAGGGAGAUGGACGGCUCGCAGUACGCUGCCUGGUCGGAGCAAGCCAACAAUAUGGCGAACUUCAAUUUUGAUUAGGAUAAGCUUUCAUUGUGUAGGAUUGAAAUGUAUUUACACAUCGUGUGACACAGAAAUAUCGGCAAUAGGCUACUAGACUCAUAAAUUUGGCACAAUAAAUGAUUGUCUUCUGUAAUAUUUGACAAAAGAAACCAAUAUUUAAUGAUUUUGGGUAUUAAAUGUGUACGAUGACUACGUAUUUUUAAUUA